Messenger RNA from Phytophthora nicotianae INRA-310, 2703 nucleotides. RefSeq lists its product as hypothetical. The record is from RefSeq and is a predicted model, not a curated record. Gene Ontology annotation, biological process: nucleotide-excision repair; transcription initiation at RNA polymerase II promoter. Gene Ontology annotation, molecular function: DNA binding; ATP binding; 3'-5' DNA helicase activity. Gene Ontology annotation, cellular component: nucleotide-excision repair factor 3 complex; transcription factor TFIIH holo complex; transcription preinitiation complex. The coding region runs from base 38 to 2500 and encodes 820 amino acids. Lineage: Eukaryota; Oomycota; Peronosporomycetes; Peronosporales; Peronosporaceae. The transcript has a single exon.
UUUCCAAAGCGUAAUUCUCUCCGAGACUGGAUCGGUCAUGAGUGGCAAGGGCGUGCAGAAGCAGCGGCAGAAGCGCAAGUCGCUGGCCGAGGACUAUGGCGGAUCGGUGGGUGAAGAUCUGCUUGAGUACAUGGAGAACGAAGAGGCGCCAGGUGGCGUGCAGCAGUCGGUGGACAGCGUCGGCGCCUCCAGCAACUUAUCGCGUCGCAUCCAGAACCGUCUUCAGAAACUCAACGAGGUGGCGCAGUCCGCAGGCGGAGACGGUGAGGCUUCCGGUUACUAUGAUUUUUCCACACUCGACAUGAAGCCCGACCACGAAGCGCGGCCUGUGUGGGUCUGUCCCAAUGGCCGCAUCUUCCUGGAGGCCUUCUCGCCCAUCUACAAACAGGCCUACGACUUCCUCGUGGCCAUCUCCGAGCCAGUCUCCCGUCCAGAAUUCCUACACGAAUAUAAACUCACUCCUUACUCCUUAUACGCCGCUGUCUCGGUGGCUAUCGAGACCGAGAGCAUCCUUAAAGUACUAGAAAGACUGUCCAAGAACCGCCUUCCCGAGGGCAUCGUCGCCUUCAUUAAGGACUGCACACUCAGCUACGGCAAGGCCAAACUUGUGCUGCAUCACAACGAGUUCUACGUCGAGAGUUUGUACCCGGAAGUGCUGCGUAAACUGCUGGAACACGAGCACAUUCGAGCUGCGCGCGUGAAGGAGACAGCAGAAGAUAUCGCAGCCAACGCUUCGUCCACCACUGCGCCGCCCGUAGCACCUGGUGGAACACGACCAGAAGAUUCCAAUGAGUUCAUCCAGAAGGACGUGUCAGCUGAAGACCAGGCCAAUCUCCAGUAUCAGAGGCUGCUGAACGAAGACUACAACGUGGCGGACGAAAACCACCCUGGAAAAACAUCAGGCGACCAACAAAAGACUGUGCGUACAGUGUCGUUCAAGAUCCGGAAGACGAUGGUGGAGCAGGUCAAGCGUGCGUGUCUGGAUCUCGACUAUCCGCUUAUGGAGGAGUACGACUUCCGUAAUGACAAGACCAUUCCGGACUUGGAGAUGGAUCUCAAGCCCACGACGCGUAUCCGUGAGUAUCAGGAGAAAUCCCUGAGUAAAAUGUUCGGUAAUGGCCGUGCGCGAUCGGGUAUUAUCGUGCUGCCGUGUGGAGCUGGCAAGACGCUGACAGGCGUGACUGCAGCUUCUACUAUCAAGAAAUCGUGUUUGUGUCUCUGUACGUCUGCUGUGUCAGUGGAACAAUGGACAGCGCAGUUCAAGAUGUGGACGAAUAUUCCCGAGAAGAAGAUCGCACGUUUUACUUCAGUGGCUAAGGACUACAUUGAUCCAGACUCUGGAGUGAUCGUGACCACGUACACAAUGGUUGCCUUCGGUGGACGUCGAGCUCGUGCGUCAGAGGAGGUCAUGCAACUCAUCCAAGGCCGCGAGUGGGGAUGCAUCCUGCUGGAUGAGGUGCACGUGGUGCCCGCAAAGAUGUUCCGCAAGGUCAUUGGCUCUAUCGCUUGUCACUGCAAGCUCGGUCUAACCGCGACUCUGGUGCGCGAGGACGAUUUGAUUGGCGACUUGAACUUUUUGAUCGGCCCGAAGUUGUACGAAGCCAACUGGAUGGAUCUGACUCAGAGCGGAUUCCUCGCCAAUGUCUCAUGUGUGGAAGUAUGGUGUCCCAUGGCUGGCGAGUUCUACCGCGAGUAUCUGCGUGAGACCAAGAGCGCACGUAAACGCGCACUGCUGUAUGUGGCUAACCCGAAUAAGUUCACAGCGGCUGAGUUUUUAAUCCAGUACCACGAGGAGCGAGGUGACAAGAUUCUGCUCUUCUCGGACGAUGUGUUCGCUCUGCGUUUGUAUGCGACGAAGCUCAAUAAGGGCUACAUAUACGGCGGUACUGGAGAGCGCGAACGUAUGCGCUUGCUGCAGUCUUUCCGAAGCUCGCCUUUGGUCAACGUCAUUUGCAUCUCGAAGGUUGGUGACACCUCGAUCGAUCUGCCCGAGGCGAAUGUGAUUAUUCAAGUGUCGUCGCACUUUGGCUCGCGACGACAAGAGGCCCAGCGUCUCGGCCGUAUUCUGCGUCCCAAGGCUAAUGCUACCGGUGGGUUUAACGCCUUCUUCUACACAUUGAUCUCUACGGACACACACGAGAUGUUCUACUCAAACAAACGCCAGCAGUACCUCGUGGACCAGGGCUAUACGUUCAAGGUGGUAACUGAUCUCUUCGAGCCGGGGUCGUUCCAGGGCGUGUUUACGCGCAAGGAGGACCAGCGAGCGUUGCUCAACGAGGUGCUGAGUGCUGAUGUGGAAAGCGCCGCCAAGGAUGAAAAUGCAGCCAUCCGCGACGACGAGGAUCUGUCGCGUCUUGAGCUGUCGGGUCAUGGUCGCAAGAAGAAGAAAUUGUCGUCGCUCGGAGCUCUCUCCGGUGCUGACGGCACAAAGUACAUGGAAUACUCGGCUGGCCACGGGGCCAAGCAGCGCCACAACCUCUUCCGCGACAGAUAUCGUUAAAUGGUGCGCACACGCACUGAGGCGUUGAUAAAUCGCAUUCUCCAGUGUAAUUACACAGAUACUUAAGUGCACAGAUUCCGCUCCCACUUCUGAUACUUUAAUACCACUGUAGGAAUGGAAUGGUUCAGAGGUCCUCUAUUUAUAUUUUAGUAACUACAAUAGAGUCCUUGCCGCUGUUAAUACGGGUACUACCUGAAAACCGA